This is a messenger RNA of Punica granatum (pomegranate), 2040 nucleotides long. The record is from RefSeq and is a predicted model, not a curated record. NCBI's taxonomy places the organism in Eukaryota, Viridiplantae, Streptophyta, Magnoliopsida, Myrtales, Lythraceae.
AUGUCAUCAUGCUUGUGGGUUCUCAUAUUCGCCGUAUACUGCACUUCCGUGCAUGCUGUUUUGGCUUCCCCACAAUGCCUCGACUAUCAGGAGCAGUCCCUGUUGCUGAGCUUGAAGAACGGCCUCCACUUCAAUGCCUCGCUGUCCACAAAGCUCGCGGAAUGGACCCAGGGCUCAAGCUCUUGGCCUGGGAAGAUCCAGCUCUUGAACAACCGAUUCUCCGGACAUGUUCAACUUAAUGAGUCCUUGAAUUUCUCUUCCUAUGCAUUGGACACCCUCGAUUUGAGCAACAACAAGUUGGACGGGCCAAUUCCUCUUGCUUUGUUUCGAUACUCGGAGCUCAAGUACCUCUCACUGUCUUUCAACAAUUUCAACGGAUCCUUGGAUAUCGAUGUGGUUCAGAAGGUCAGCAGACUCUCCUAUCUUGAUCUUUCCUACAACAAAUUGUCCUUAAAUGCCGGUGGAGCUGCUUCAGCAAACAGCUCUUUUCCUCAAUUUUCAACAGUAAGUUUGGCAUCCUGUCAUUUGAAGGCAUUACCCGGUUUUUUGUCGAACCAACCCCAGUUGGUGUAUCUAGACCUCUCUGACAAUGAAAUCCAUGGUUCGAUCCCCAAGUGGAUAUGGACUCUAAAAAAUCUUCUAUAUCUCAAUCUCUCAUCGAAUUUCUUCGAGGAUGUGGAAACUGCUGAGCCCAAUCUCACUUCUACUCUGAGUUUGCUUGACCUUCACUCAAACAGUCUAAGGGGGAAAAUGCCACCUUUGCCUCCUCUUGCUGUCUACGUGGAUUACUCGGGCAAUAAUUUCAGCUCAAUUAUUCCAGCUGACAUCGGCAAGAACUUGUCCGUCACGAUCUUCUUCUCUCUGUCAAAGAACAGUUUCCAGGGGAAUAUUCCUGAAUCAAUUUGCCAGGCAUGGUACCUUCAAGUUCUCGACCUAUCUGAUAAUUCCUUUACAGGAAAAAUCCCCUCGUGCAUGGUCGAUGCACCCUCCUUGAAGGUGUUGAAUCUCCGGAAUAACAAGCUAAAUGGUAGUAUUCCUGAGGGUUUUCCCAGAACUUGUGGUUUGAAGACCUUGGAUCUCAGCAGGAAUAGCUUUCAAGGGCAGAUCCCCCUGUCUCUGUCAAAUUGCAGGAUGUUAGAGGUUUUGGACGUUGGAAAUAAUCAGAUAGAAGGGGGCUUUCCCUGUUAUUUGAAGAAUACAACAGAACUGCGUGUCCUUGUUAUGCGAGGAAACAAACUUUCUGGCCAAAUAGGUUGCCCUGACAUCAACAGUACGUGGGAUUUGCUUCAAAUUGUUGACUUAGCCUCCAAUAACUUCAGCGCAUUGCCACCAGAACGAUAUCUUUUAACUUGGAAAGCUAUGCAGGAUAAUGAUGGUCAUGAUCAUCUCCAGUUAACAUUUCUUGGUAUUAGUGGUCUGUAUUAUCAGGACACCGUGACCGUUACAGUGAAAAGCCUGACUGUGGAGCUUGUGAAGAUCCUCAAAGUUUUCACCUCCAUCGAUAUAUCCGAAAACAGGACUUCUGGCCAGAUCCCAAAUGCUUUGGGCACUUUUAAAUCUCUCCGUCUACUCAACAUGUCAGGAAAUGAACUCUUUGGGCCAAUACCACCAUCUCUGGGUAACCUGCAAGUCCUCGAGUCCUUAGACCUCUCAAGGAACAAUCUCACCGGUAACAUUCCCCCGGCAAUCACUAACCUGAACUUCCUUGCGCUCUUAAACUUGUCAUACAAUCGGCUGACGGGAUUAAUUCGAUCGGGAAGUCAGUUUGCUACAUUUGGAUCAAGUUCCUAUGUGGGCAAUACCGGCCUAUGUGGAUCUCCCCUCAACACAAAUUGCUCAGUUGCCAAAGAACCAGAGGAAGCAGAACCCGGCGGUGGGUUCUCAAGUUUUGUAUCUUACUGGCACUUCAUGAUCGUGGGAUACGGGUUUGGAGUUGGAGUAAGCGUAACAGCUCUCAUACACUGGAACAAAGGUGAGGAAUGGAUCGAUGCUCUCGUUGCUAAAAUACUUGCAGUGGUUCUCCCAAAGUUGGGAUUCUGA